Messenger RNA from Cryptotermes secundus, 1011 nucleotides. Its product is annotated as nicotinamide riboside kinase 1-like. The record is from RefSeq and is a predicted model, not a curated record. The annotation marks the transcript as partial. Lineage: Eukaryota; Metazoa; Arthropoda; Insecta; Blattodea; Kalotermitidae. The transcript is spliced from 3 exons.
CCAAGUUUUACUGUAUAUAUAUGGCAGCUGUGCGUUAGAAAUACACUGAAAAUAAAUAUGUGGCUUAUAGUUGGGGUAUCACAUGCUACAUGCAGUGGCAAAUCAACAUUAACACAGUCCCUGCAUAAACAACUACCUGGUUCAUUUUUGGUAUGUGAGGAUGACUUCUUUCUGCCUGUAGAUAGCCAGUGUUCAACAGCUGUUAACAGGAUGGCAUGGUCACCUCUAUAUGCGGAAAGUGAUAAAAUUGGGACAGUUCUUAAUCCUGGGUGCCACAGAGCAAUGCCAGAAGAUAUGGUAUAUUUGAAACCAGACGGAACUCAAUCGAUGGCAACACGUGAAAAAGACACUGACAGCACAUCAUCAGGAACAAAGAUGGCAGAUGGCUGUGGUGGCAAGCAAAUAUCAGGUGUUCAUAUUCUCAUUAUUGAAGGGUUUCUCAUUUUCAACGACAAGAAAACAGGUGACUUGUGCCACUGCAAUGUCGGAGCAUAUGAUCCUCCAGAUGUACCAGGCUACUUAGAUCAGUGUGUAUGGCCCGAAUAUGAGGAACAUCAUGAUGAAGUUUUCAAACAAGUUCCGUUAUUGUCAUAGACGGAAAUCAGAACAGAACCAGUGUAUUAAAACAGGUUCUACUACGUAUUAGUCAAACAUCUCAUGAGUUGCUUCAAUUACAGAAAAGUUGAUGGCUAAAUUAUGUAGCUGCUCUACUCUGGAUGAACAGAUAUUGAUGAAGUUUGGUGUUUUAGAACUGUUACUGAAACUUAACAUCCAAAGCAAAUGUAGUCUAAUAUGAUAAAAACUGUCAUAUGAAUGCCCAAAUACUUCUUUUCAGAUUAGUGUUUACCAGAAUGUAACACAAUCCCCUUCUAAAAAUUUAAAUGUAAAAACAAUGUUUUAAAAUCAGAAGAGAAUCAAUGAAUAUGGUCCAUUACACAGCACAAGAGAGAUAUAUAUAAAUACUGUAGAGAAACAUCAUGAUCAGAUCUUUUGCAUCCGUCAGAUAUUGGA